Dujonia railenensis is the source of this 522-nucleotide messenger RNA. The record is from the annotation of a GenBank genome assembly. Lineage: Eukaryota; Fungi; Ascomycota; Pichiomycetes; Serinales; Debaryomycetaceae.
AUGUUCAAAUCUAAAUUCCCCACUAUGCUCAACAGACAAUUCAACCGUUACCUAACCCAAUAUGCAAGGAACAAUCAGAUCUUCAUACACCCAGCAAAACACUUAGGUUCAACUGUAGUAUCAUUUUCUAAAAACCCAAAGGAUGUCCCAAUUGGUACAGUCCUUGGUUCAGGACAUGAUAUCACUCCCCAGAAUUUUCAAGAAAAUGAGAAGUUUUUGAAUAUACUUCAUAAGACCAUUGGCGAUACUGUUUGGGACGACUUCCUGUUCAUAGUAGAGGCUGGAGUUAAUGCGUCAUCCUACAUGCCGAUCUACGACUUCCGCCACACACCAAAUUUUGCAAGAAUACCUGAAGUCGAUGAUAUCUUCGGUUAUGUUCAAGUGGACGGGAACGGUAAGAUGAUCCCUGACACGUACGAGUCCAACUCUAUGUACCGUCUUUGCAAUGGAGAAUCUGGAUUGAUAAAGUUGUCCGACUACUUGCACGAAAAGGUAGGAGAAGCAUGUGAGCAAACUAAGUAG